AUGAAAGUCCUAACACUUAUCUUGGGUUGCACUUUAGUCACCAUUUCCCUGGUGAAGUACGCCGAUAGUGUUGCUUGCACCUCGACUGAUCCCGAUACCCCAACUGGUUGCACGGAUUGCUCCCUGGCGGCGAAUGCUUCGGCUGACGAUUGUACAACCACCACAACGACGACGACAACAACAACUGAGUCCUCUGGAUCAGCAUCCUCCACAGAGGCAUCCACAGAGUCAAGCUCAGACUCCACCUCAACCUCCACCACAUCCUCGACAACCUCUGGCUCUAGCUCCAGUUCCAGUUCCAGUUCUAGCAAUGCCGCAGCUCUGGCUCGCCUGAGGCUCACCAUUUCCCUGGUGAAGUACGCUGAUGGUGUGGCUUGCACCUCAACUGAUCCCGAUACCCCAACUGGUUGCACGGAUUGCUCCCUGACGGCGAAUGCUUCGGCUGCCGAUUGUUCAACCACCACAACGACGACGACAACAACGACAGAGUCCUCUUCAUCAUCUGGAUCAUCAUCCGCCACCACAGAGUCAAGCUCAUCGGAUAGCGACACCACAACCACAACCACCACCACUACCACCACUGCAUCCUCGUCUUCUGGUGCCACAGCAGCUUUGACUCGUCUGAGGAAUACGAUUUCUAGGUUGCAGCGUCAUCGUCGCCAGCAGGCUGCCAAACGUCGCCGUGCUGCCAGGAGGCAGUCUGAAAGGAGGAGGGCUGCUGCCAGGAGGAGGAACCGCAGAGGUUGCUUCCUCGUGACCAUAUCCAUGGUGCAAUACACGGAUUGUUCAUCCUCCUCGGUCUCAACAACAACAACAUCAUCAACAACAACAACAACUGAGUCCUCUUCUUCAUCUGGAUCCGCCACCACAGAGUCAAGCUCAUCGGAUAGCGACACCACAACCACAACCACGACAACCACCACCGCAUCCUCGUCUUCCGGUGCCACAGCAGCUUUGACUCGUCUGAGGAAUACGGUUGCUAGGUUACAGCGUCAGCGUCGCCAGCAGGCUGCCAAACGUCGCCGUGCUGCCAGGAGGAAGGCUCAGAGGCAGAGGAGGAGGGCAGCUGCCAGGAGGAGGAGGAACAGGAGGAACCGCAGAGGCUAA
Molecule: messenger RNA, 1107 nt
Organism: Drosophila nasuta
Lineage: Eukaryota; Metazoa; Arthropoda; Insecta; Diptera; Drosophilidae
Exons: 3
Coding region: 1-1107 (368 amino acids)
Source: RefSeq, a predicted model, not a curated record